AUGGGUCGAGCAGAGGUCGUGCAGAAGCGCCAAAAGGCGGCUAUCAUGGCGCUAAGGGUGGCGGCUUUGCUGGCUACCGCAGCUGCAACCAUUGUGAUGGCACUUAACAAGGAAACCAGAACUUUCGUAGUUGGCACCGUUGGUACAACCCCUGUUACUGCCUCUGUCACGGCUAAGUUCCAACAUACCCCUGCAAAUGUGUUCUUUGUGAUAGCCAACGCAAUGGCGAGCAACCACAAUUUGAUGAUGAUUGGUUCCGACCUGUUCGGCCUUGAAUUCAAAGGGUUCAAACUGCCCUUGGUAGCCGUUCUCGAUAUGUUAAACGCGGCACUGCUGUCAGCGGGGGUGCAUGGGGCGGCUUUCAUGGCGCAGCUGGCGAAGAACGGCAACUCGCACGCACGGUGGAACGAGAUCUGCGACAACUUCCAAGGUUACUGCAACCGCGGCGGAGUAGCCAUUCUUGCCGCCUACGUCGGGCUUCUCCUGACGCUCGGCAUCACCGUGGUGUCCAUUGUGAAGCUCCUGAAGCCCAAGCCCAAGCCACAGUCCCAACCUCUGGCCUCUGAGAUUGAAGUCCCAUGAUGAUGAAGAAGCAGAGUCUUAUGCAGCCGCCGCUGACCAUAUGGGCUUCUUUCUUCUUCGGCCCAAUUGUGUGUUAAUGUCCUAUCAACAGCUGCAG
Molecule: messenger RNA, 679 nt
Organism: Linum tenue
Lineage: Eukaryota; Viridiplantae; Streptophyta; Magnoliopsida; Malpighiales; Linaceae
Source: the annotation of a GenBank genome assembly